Molecule: messenger RNA, 1746 nt
Organism: Fusarium musae
Lineage: Eukaryota; Fungi; Ascomycota; Sordariomycetes; Hypocreales; Nectriaceae
Exons: 4
Coding region: 1-1746 (581 amino acids)
Molecular function (GO): NADP binding; N,N-dimethylaniline monooxygenase activity; flavin adenine dinucleotide binding
Source: RefSeq, a predicted model, not a curated record
AUGAAGUCACACAAGGCAUCGGUCAUCAUCGUCGGAACUGGCGUCGGUGGACUUGCUGCAGCAAAGACAUACUUGGAGUUAGAUCCUGAAGCCGACAUCCUGCUUCUCGAAAAGAGAUCGGGCCUGGGUGGAGUUUGGGCUGAAGAGAACUGCUACGAUGGCCUCAAGACCAAUAACCUACGAGGUACCUACGAGUUCACUGACUUCCCUCUUGAUGAUAGCUAUGGCGUGAAGGACGGCGAGCAUAUUCCCGGUCUUGUUCUUUACAGGUACAUGACCGAUUUUGCAGUUAAAUUCGACAUCUUUCGUCGCAUUCGCUUCAAUGUCAACGUCCGCACAAUCGAAAAGCUGGAGAAAGGCGGCUGGGAACUUGUCGGCGAGGACGGAACCGCUGCCGAGAAGUCCGUGCCAGUUUCAUAUCGCUGCGAGAAACUCAUCAUGUGCACUGGCCUUGCAUCCACCCCAAAUCCGGUGUCAUAUUCAGGUCGCGAGUCCUUUGGCAAGCCAGUCCUCAACCACGGUCAGCUCAAGGUUGAAGCACACGAGGUAGCUUCAGAUCCUAACGUCAAGUCCGUUACCAUUGUUGGAGCUUCCAAGACGGGCUACGAUGCGGUACAACUCAUGGCUUCUCACGGUAAGAAGGUGACUUGGGUCAUUCGCGAGUCUGGUGGCGGUGGUGUCUGGAUGUCACCGCCCUGGGUCAAAAUGGGGCCUUUCACUCUGCAGCUGGAACAUGUUGCAACUAUGAGAUUCUUCACAUGGUUCAGUCCCUGCGUUUGGGGCGAGUACGAUGGUUAUUCGUGGGUUCGUCGCUUUUUACACGGGACGUGGCUUGGUCGAACAAUGGUACAUCGUCUUUGGGAGAAGAUACGCAUGGAUACCGUCAACUUCAAUGGAUACAGGAAGAAUGAGUCUAUUGCUCAGUUAGAGCCUUACGAGAGUUUAUUCUGGUCUGCUCGAGUCGGCGUUCUAAACUAUCCAGGCAACAUUCACGACUACGCUACUUCGGGCCAGGUUCAGAUCAUCAAGAAAGAUAUCUCACACCUUUCCAAGGGCGGAACGGUCAACCUUUCCGACGGGACAAGCUACCAGACUGAUGCUCUGAUAGCCAUCACCGGAUGGAAGCUUUCACCAAGCAUCCAGUACAAACCCGACGGGAUCGAAGCAAGCCUCGGCAUUCCAACUGAAAGCAUGAGCAGUGAGGAGCAAGCUUUCUGGAACCAUCUUGACAAAGACGCCGAACAUGAAAUCCUUCAAAAGUUUCCAUACCUCACUUGGCCUCCCAAAAAUGUCAUACCCUACAAGCAAAAGGUCUCGCCGUACCGUUUAUACCGGGGCAUGGCACCACCAGCUCUAACAUCGCGAUCCGAUAAUUCCAUUGUCUUCAUCAAGAUGGUCCACAGCACGGCGAACAUCAUCAUCGCCGAAACACAAGCUCUCUGGGCAUAUGCCUACCUCAACAAUGAGAUCGACAUAGAUAAGGAUAGAGUUUACAAGGAGACAGCACUUUCAAGCUGCUACGGUAGAUUGCGCUACCCCUGUGGAUUCUCAGCGUGGUAUCCUGAGUUUGUAUAUGAUACUAUCCCGUAUGCAGACAUGCUACUUCGAGAUCUUGGUAUUUGCAGUCAUAGAAAACGGACUGCGACACAGGAGGUUUUCUCAGGGUACACGAUUCAGGAUUAUAAAGGGAUUAAUAGAGAGUGGGCGGAGAAAAGGCGCUGCUACGAAGGGAAGAAGUUGGUUUAG